AUGUCGGUUUUUGACCCUUUAGGACUAAUUAAUCACUUUACAAGUUAUUUGAAAGUCUUGUUACAACAAAUAUGGUGCUCCAAAGUAGAUUGGGACGAUGAGAUUGAAAAUGAGCAACACGACCAUUGGCUGAAGUGGCUUCAACAACUUCAUGAAGUCGAAUCCAUCCACAUCCCCAGAUGUUAUACUACAAAACCAUCGAUAUGGAAUGAAGAGAGCAUACAGAUUCAUAUAUUCGUUGACGCCAGCAAAAACACCAGCGCGGCAGUUGCAUAUAUGAGAAUUCAGACUGAGUAUAAAGUAUCUUGCAAACUUUUAGCCUCCAAAACAAAAGUUGCACCGAUUAAACUUACAUCAAUUCCGAGGUUGGAACUAAUUGCAGCAUUAAUUGGAGCUAGACUUGCGUGCAGUAUUGGACAGUCAUUAAGCAAUCCAAUUACUAAAAUCUUCUACUGGUCGGAUUCGGUUACUCUAUUAAGAUGGUUGAGAUCGGAUGCUAAAACAACAGAGGGCCAAUUUGUUGCAUUUAGAAUUGCUGAAAUACAAGAACUAAGCAAUAUUGGAAAUUGGCGAUACGUACCUUCAGAUCUGAAUGUGGCCGACGAUGCAACUAAAUGGAAAAAAGGACCAUCCCUCAAUAUGAAUGAUCGUUGGUUUAAAGGACCCGAAUUCCUGCUUAGUGACGAAAUUGAGUGGCCGGAUGAUAUCUCACUGCAACCAAACCCAGGUGCUGAAAUCCUUGAGGCCGUUCACCAUAUCUGCGAACCAGCUAUUAAAUUUGAAAAUUUCUCAAGUUGGUUUAAAAUAUUGCGACUCACAGCCUUUGUACAUCGGGGUAUUCAAGUAAUAAUAAAAAGAAAAAUUGAAAUUAUUUUAUUUUCGAAAUUCCUGAUGUCAUAUGAGAUAUGA
Eupeodes corollae is the source of this 909-nucleotide messenger RNA. RefSeq lists its product as uncharacterized. The record is from RefSeq and is a predicted model, not a curated record. The transcript has a single exon. Bases 1 to 909 code for a protein of 302 amino acids. NCBI's taxonomy places the organism in Eukaryota, Metazoa, Arthropoda, Insecta, Diptera, Syrphidae.